Molecule: messenger RNA, 228 nt
Organism: Ambispora leptoticha
Lineage: Eukaryota; Fungi; Glomeromycota; Glomeromycetes; Archaeosporales; Ambisporaceae
Source: the annotation of a GenBank genome assembly
AUGUCGGAAGAUUCUGCAAUCAUGAACCUGGGAGCUUACAAAGAGAACGCGCCAAACAAUCAACAGCAAGGCAACAAUAAUUCCACGAAGGAUGACAACGCCACGCAGGUUGGCUUAACUUCUGCACAACCUUCGUCUAGUCAUAAUAAAAUUGCCAUUCAAGCGAGUGCGAAUAGCCAACAACCACCACCGCAAACACCGACUUCCUCUAGCCCCACCGGUGCUAGU